This is a messenger RNA of Pedinophyceae sp. YPF-701, 978 nucleotides long. Lineage: Eukaryota; Viridiplantae; Chlorophyta; Pedinophyceae. The record is from the annotation of a GenBank genome assembly.
AUGGACGUCUUCGACGCCAGCGCCGCCGUUGCGCACCGCGAGCGCGCCGCGCACGAGGCCGGCGACGACCCAGACGACUGGCUCGAGCGCGAAGUGGCGCUGCGGCUGUUGGACAGGGUGGAGGACUGCAAGCGGACGUUUGCGCGCGCGGCGGUGAUCGGGGGACCGCACCGGACGACGAUCGAGGCGCUCGCGAGGAGCCGCGCGGAGGUCCAGACGAUCGUGGUGGUCGACCCGUCCACGGCGGCCCUGGAGCGCACGCAGCGGUGGCUCGACGCGCGCCGCGCGGACCCGGGGAGCAGGCCGCUGCCAGCGGUGACGCUCGUGGGCGGGCCGCGCGCGUCGCCGGACACGCCGGACUGGCGGCCGCUGCCGGACGGCAGCGUGGAUAUCGUCGUGUCGGCGCUGGGCCUGCAGUGGGUGAACAAGCUGCCGGAAGCCAUGGCGGGAUGUCGGCGCGCGCUGGUGCCCGACGGGCUCUUCCUCGCCGUGAUGGCCGGAGGCAACACGCUGCAGGAGCUCAGGAUCGCGCUGUCGACGGUCGACCUGGAGCGCAGGGGCGGGGUGUCCGCGCGGGUGUCUCCGACGGCGCGUAUUCGGGACGGCGGCAACCUGCUCGGGCGCGCGGGGCUGGUGCUGUCGACGUGCGACCUCGACGAGAUCCGGAUCGGGUACCCUGACGCGUUCGCGCUGGUGUCGCACCUGCGGCGGCUGGGGGCCUCCAACGCGGCGCCCGCGCACCCCGGACACCUGUCGGUGUCGGAGAUGGCUGCGGCGGCGGCCACGUACCGGGAGCUCUUUCCGGGCUCGCGGCCAGAGAGCAUCGAGGCCACGCUGCAGCUGAUGUACAUGACGGGAUGGUCGCCCGCGCCACACACCCCGCAAGCAGCCAGGCGCGGGUCCGGGACGGUGAGCUUCGAGGACAUCGAGCGCAUCGCGGCGGAGAUCGAGGACAAGGACAAGCCGAAGCCGGAGUGA